This is a messenger RNA of Hyposmocoma kahamanoa, 2607 nucleotides long. RefSeq lists its product as uncharacterized. NCBI's taxonomy places the organism in Eukaryota, Metazoa, Arthropoda, Insecta, Lepidoptera, Cosmopterigidae. The record is from RefSeq and is a predicted model, not a curated record. The transcript is spliced from 2 exons. The coding region runs from base 325 to 1815 and encodes 496 amino acids.
GCCAGAGGGCGCGACUAGGCAAAACAUCGAUCCGUGAAAUUUAUUUUAUUUAAAUUAAGUAAAUUGUGUAAUUUAUCAUAAAAAUAUAUACAAAUUAAUCAUUUAUAUGCAAAUAUUCAGUUUAUCCGUGCACGCCAUCUAGUGAGGACUUGUAUAACAACGUCACCCUGAAGAAGAUCAUAGAUCAACGCUUUAACAUUUACUACGACACGCUACUAGAGGGCGAUACCUGUAUAAUUACCAGGGAAAUAUAAUUUAUUUUAACUUACUUGACUAAUUAAUUUAUAUUUUAAUCACUUCAUUGAGGUUAAUUUUUUUGAGAAAAUGGCAAUGGCAAUUUGUAAGCAAAAAUUGAAGUGUACUGCAUGCAAACAAACUAUUACCACAAGAGAAUUUUUAAAAUGCAUCCAAUGUGACAAAGUAUUUGAUGUUAAUUGUACUAGAGACAUAUCAGAAAAAAGGUUUCGUUUGAUGACGCCAAUAAGGAAGCAGGUAUUAAUGAAAUCUUGGAAAUGUCACGUUUGCGUAGCAAAAAUUGAAAAUAUAGUGGAAAAAAUAAAGGUCGCCACUAAAAUUAACGUUAAUCAGAAACAAAUCAUAACACCCAUAAAUCAAAGUACGCCCCGGUCGUCACCUAACGUGUUUUAUUCAUCGGAAUCCACGCCCUCUGCAGGGAAUAUUGCUGAGCAUAACAACUAUGUAGUUAACGUGCCUACAGAAAACUCUUUUGCAUCUUUGAAUUCGGACACUGAUGAUGAAAUUCCUGAAGUUGACGAAGGAUUCUCUCUACUACAAAAAACAACCCUGAAUAGAAGCUGUCCUGACUUAUCAAGAGCUGAUUCUGAUAAUAUAAAAGAAAUGAAAAUGAAAUUGGACAAUUUGAUGGAUAAACUGGAAACGACAAAUAAAAUGUACAAUGAUUUGCUAUUAGAAAAUGGUUCGCUACAUAAAAGAAUCACUGAGUAUGAACAAAAAAUCGAUAAACUUACUCGCAUCUGUAAGUUAGCUCCUAAACAAAAACCUAGCAAAAAAGAGCGUAAAAGUAUUAAUACAGUCGACUAUAAUAUUCAUGAAACAAACCUCAAAGAACUGAGUUUUAAACAGUCAGAGCCAGAACCAGAACUAAAUGAAGAAAUAGAAAUGAUUAAUGAAACACAAGAAAAUGAAUUAGAAAUAGUAAAUUAUAAUAAAAAGAUGCCUACUGCCGGGAAAAAGAAAAUUAUUAUUUUGGCUGAUCAAAUGGGCAGAAAAAUUAGGCAAACAUUACAAACACUCGUUGGAUCACAAUUUGAUGUACAUUGCUUCUGCAAACCUGGAGCUAAGCUAUCUGAGAUUUUGAAAUCAUAUGCAAGUGAUAUUAGAAACUUAAAUGACGAUGAUUUUGUUAUCAUCAUGGGAGGCAUGAAUGACGAUAAUCCAUUUAGCAUUAUUUCUAGCAUGACUAUAUGGUUGAAUAAGUUUACGAAACCAAAUGUUAUUCUUUGUGAAGUCCCAUUUAAUAAGCAUUUGAAUGAAACUAAGUUAAAUUAUGAAUUUAAAUUAUUAUGUAGUAAACAUUAUAAUGCAACUUUUUUAAACAUGGACUUCAGUAGAUACAUACCAAACCGUAAGCAGUUCUCACUAAUAGUGUCACGAUAUUUGCUGAGGGAUAUUUUACACAUUGGCUACAGAACAAAUUACAAUAAUUUUAUCAAUAGACAACGUCACAUAAAGUUCGUAACUGCAUCCACACAAACUGAGCCAUCACUAAAAUUAAUGGACAACAUAGUUGAAAACAAGAUUGACUUAAAAACUGACAAUUUUUUUCGUAGCUAACUAUAUUAACAUACUACAUCAAAAUAUUAACGGACUAAUUAAUAAAUCUGACUUACUAACAAUAGUACUUGACGAAUCAUUUGACAGUGGUAAAUCCGUGGACAUUAUUUGUAUUACUGAACACAAUAUGGUGAAUGAGGAUCUGCAUUUAUUAAAUAUACCAAACUUCAAACUGGCAGCUUGUUACACAAGGGAAGUUAGACAUGGCGGUACAUGUAUUCUUAUUAGAAAACAAUCUCGAUAUAAGUUAUUGGAAUCAAUAACAUGUUUUAGUAUAUCCAACGUAAUUGAAUGCUGCGGUAUCGAGCUCAUAGAUCAUAAUUUAACAAUAAUAUGCUUUUAUAGAGUACCAGUAAAUACUAAACAUCAUUUUAAUUUAUUCUAUGAAAGUCUUCACGACAUACUGUUUCAAUUCUGUUAUAAGAUGACUAAAAAUAUUAUAAUUUGUGGUGACUUUAACAUUGACAUUCUUGAAAAUACAAUUUAUACAAAACAACUCAAUAAUCUGCUUGCAAGUUUUAAUCUAAUAACUGGAAUUAAUGAGCCUACUCGUCUCUGUAGUGGCAAGUGCAUAGAUAAUAUAUUUCAUAAUAUUCAGGGAAGCAAGGCUAGUGUUAUAGAAUACGCUUUGUCUGAUCACACUGCACAACUACUGAAAUGCCCGGUAAAAAGAACAUAUAGUCAUAAAUUUUGGUAUAAAUUAACUCAUGAUUUAUCAAAACACAAUAUGAUUAAAUUUAGAGAUCAUUUAAAUAGUAUACGUUUCAGUGAUGUUUACUCUACUAAAGAUCC